Molecule: messenger RNA, 2117 nt
Organism: Parastagonospora nodorum SN15
Lineage: Eukaryota; Fungi; Ascomycota; Dothideomycetes; Pleosporales; Phaeosphaeriaceae
Exons: 3
Coding region: 366-2117 (583 amino acids)
Molecular function (GO): acyltransferase activity, transferring groups other than amino-acyl groups
Source: RefSeq, a predicted model, not a curated record
GCCUUCUGCUAUGACUACCCUUGUCUUUGUUCAAUGAUUCUCUCGGCUGAUACACAAUAGAAGGCGAACGCGCGCAAAUCUAAAGGCGUUCAUUGGGUGCCCUUGGACGUUGCAGCAAACCAGGAUUCACCUUCAGUCUCGACAACAGGCACCGGUGAUAACUGCGUCGAAGCUAUUGUGAGCGACAACCAGCAACACAGACCUAGCAAAAACCCCCACCCUCUUUGCGAAACCACUUUAGCAUUAGCCAGUGAACCUUCACCCAUAUCGACGCCCGAGAACGCGACAGUCUCGCCGAAGCCUCCGAGCAAAAGCUACAAUUCUCGUCGCAGACACAAGCGUAGACGCCGCAAAGGCUAACACCCAUGGAUGAAGUACCGGCUCGCGCGUAUAUUCCUCCACAUCUUCGCAACCGUGUGAAGCCUGCCGAUGUGCCAGCGGCAAAGGUCGAGGCCUCUGUCGAUACCAACGGAUCGUCGGCCGCAUCCGUGCAGUCAAAGGCACACAAGCUACAUUCGUCACCAAACGGUGCUAGCACGACCUCGCGUCUUCCGCCUUCCCCACCCAGCACUCCUCGAGGACCUGAGGCCCGCUCCGAGAAGCAUGAGAAUGCUGAGCACUCCACACAAAAGCCUUUAAAGACGUUCCAGCCACAAGACCCCCCGAAAGCUGAGGGUGGAGGCUGGUCUGGCUGGGAUGCCCCGAGGCCUGAUCCGCCUCCAGUGGCGCCGAAGAAGGAAAACCCGCGCUGGCCAAGAACGAGAGCACCAGCAAAGCACGUGUGGCCAAAGAGUCGAGACAUCAAAGCCCAGCCUAGCGCUAGCUCCAGCGACGGCGACGGUGGUGUCACCUUCGGGUCGAACAGCAAUGGAGACCCCGACUACGAUGUCAAGAAGCUGAUGGACUGGAACGGCGAUUGGCUACCGCCUCCGGAGCAAUGGUCGGCGCGGAAGGGUCAUACAGCACGACAUCUAGGCUCUGGAGUUGAGCAGUGGAUCAAUGGCCACAGCAAGAUGUGUAUUGAGCCGAUACCCACGGACACCCUUAAGUGUCUUUCCGAAGACGGCAGCUGCCAGGAAAUCGUGCCAAGGUAUUGGAUCGUGGGAAUAAUCGAGCAAAACAGCCUGGCAACCUUCUGGAAGUCAAUGCCGGCAAGAGAUCCACCUGCACUCAGCGAUGUCAGCGAUCACCCUCCAUUCUGGGAACGAUACGCGGCCGAUGCCGACCACUUCAUUGACGGGCUUUCUGUACCUAAUGCGCGUGUUGAUCCCAGUGACCCAGACAAUAUCUGUGCUGCGCGCUAUGGUCUUUCAGCUACAUCUGAGAGUCGAGUCAAUCUUAUGAGGGAUAGGAAAGCCGACGCUGAGCGCAAAGCCAUUGCAAGACAGAGGCGUCCUGUUCGCGAAUUCACGCAGCCCACCACGCCCGUACCCGACAGGCGCAUCAAACCUGAUACCAAUAUUUAUAUCCGCCCAGUGCAGCCAGCUGAUGUUCGUGGAAUCGCUGAGAUCUACAACCACUAUGUUCAGACCUCCAUUCACGCCAACGAGUUUGAACAGCGCGCUCAGCAACAGAUUGGUAAUCGCAUCGACGCCAUUAUCAAAGCGGGCCUGCCCUUCCUGGUCGCGAUUGGUAGAGGCAAUCAACCUAGAGAACCUCAAGCCUAUGUCAGCGAGAAGAUCGUCGGAUAUGCAUCUCUCGAUGACUAUUGCGACCAGUCGAGCAUGUAUCGCUACACCUUUGACCUCGAAGUCUAUGUUCAUCCAGGAUACACUGGCAAGAAGGUCGCAAGUUGUCUGCUGGACCGGCUUUUGGAAAUGGCGAAUACGGGCUACAACGCAUGUGGGGGCUAUGAGUACCGAAACGACUCUGAAUACCUCAAGACUGGAAUAGGCCGAGUCAUUAAGACCAUUAUGCUCACUGCUCACAUGGAGCAUGACAACGAGGAGAAAUGGGUCACAGAGUUGUUGAAGCGCUUCAAGUUCCUCCGCGCGGGCCACAUUCCCUAUAUCGGCUACAAGCUCGGCAAGGUGGUUGAUGCGCACUUGUAUCGACAUGUCACGACCGAGACGAUUGACCCGUCUCAGAGGCCCACUAUCUCCCUCGAACGAGACUGA